Messenger RNA from Dentiscutata heterogama, 780 nucleotides. NCBI's taxonomy places the organism in Eukaryota, Fungi, Glomeromycota, Glomeromycetes, Diversisporales, Gigasporaceae. The record is from the annotation of a GenBank genome assembly.
GAACGUCUCGAAAAGGAAUGGACUCCCUCAGAUCGCAUAUUAUUAGCAUAUAUACUUUCCUGGAGAAUUGCUUCCCAAAAAUGUUUAGAACUUCAUCAAAUAAAAUAUACUGAAAUUCUAAUCCCAUUAAUUUAUAGGCCAAGAGAUGGACGCAAACAAAACUGCCUUGUCCAGAUCCCUGGCCUAUCUGAAAAGAAGGAGUUAGUAAAAAAUGACAUAGUAUACUUAUCCUUAAAUACACUUUCUGACAAAUUCUUAAAAGAUAUGUUGGCAGAUAAAAAAGUUAUAGAUUGGGAACUUGGGUAUGCUAUGACUAUUCAUACUAGUCAGAGGAUGACUCUUAAGUCACUACAGCAUGUUUGGAUUAUUGAUGAAAACUUAGUCUGGGAUAAUCUAAUAUAUUUGGCAGUUGAUCAUGUGGAAUAUUUAAACCAACUCAUUUGGGUUGAAGCACUUCCAUUACCUCCUGAAAUUGCCCAAGAGAUUGAGGAGACAAAAAAGAAAAGACAGCUAAAGCACAAAUUGAGACCGUCUAUUCAGGAAAAACUUAUCAGAUAUAUAGGCCAGGACAAAGAAAAAGAUCGUAAAUUUGAUCUAACAGUUGACUAUAUCCUCAUAUUAAAAUGUAUUCAAGAAGACAAAUGUACAUCAUGUCUCACCGAAAUGAAAUUCGAAUGGGAUCAGCCAGGAAAUAUACUUCAGUGGACAGUAGAUCGAAUUCACAAUAGUUUGGGGCAUAUUAAAGGGAAUGUAUGCCUUACUUGUCUUCUUUAUAACUGA